This is a messenger RNA of Trichosporon asahii var. asahii CBS 2479, 1785 nucleotides long. Its product is annotated as asparagine synthase (glutamine-hydrolyzing). The coding region runs from base 1 to 1785 and encodes 594 amino acids. Gene Ontology annotation, cellular component: cytosol. Gene Ontology annotation, molecular function: asparagine synthase (glutamine-hydrolyzing) activity. The record is from RefSeq and is a predicted model, not a curated record. The transcript is spliced from 2 exons. Lineage: Eukaryota; Fungi; Basidiomycota; Tremellomycetes; Trichosporonales; Trichosporonaceae.
AUGUGUGGUAUCUUCUGCGUCUACAAGAAGGAGGGUGACCUCCAGGCUUACCGCCCCCGCGCCAUCGCCCUCUCCAAGCAGCAGAGGCACCGUGGCCCCGACUGGUCCGGAUGUGUCGUUGCCCAAGACUCGAUUCUCGUCCACGAGCGUCUCGCCAUUGUCGGUGUUGACUCUGGCGCUCAGCCCCUCGUCUCCGACGAUGGCAAGAUCCUCCUUGCCGUCAACGGUGAGAUCUACAACCACCUCGAGCUCCGCAAGAGCCUGAAGAACCCGCCUGAGUGGAAGACCCACUCCGACUGUGAGCCGAUCAUGUACCUGUACAAGGAGAACAAGGACGACAUCACCGCCAUGUGCAACAAGCUCGACGGCAUGUUCUCGUUCGUUCUCCUCGACACCUCGGUCACCCCCUCGCGCCUCAUUGCCGCCCGUGACCCCAUUGGUAUCACGACGCUCUACAUGGGCUGGAACUCGGCCGCCCCGGAGACGCUCUACUUCGCCUCCGAGCUCAAGUGCAUCCAGGAGGAGUGCGACAACCUCAAGUCGUUCCCCCCGGGACACUACUACGACUCGAACGUCGGCGAGAUGACCCGCUACUUCAACCCGUCGUGGUGGGACUCUGACAAGCCCGGCAAGACCCCCAAGAACCCCGUUGACCUUACCGCCAUCCGCGAGACCCUCGAGAUGGCUGUCCGCAAGCGUCUCAUGUCCGAGGUUCCUUACGGUGUCCUUCUUUCCGGUGGUCUUGACUCGUCGCUGAUUGCCUCGAUCGCCGCCCGCGAGACCGACAAGCUCGCCGCUGAGCAGGAGCGCAAGCGCCAGGAGUACCGCCUUCACGGCUCGAAGCCUGACGGCGACAUCCCCCUCGCUUCGUGGCCCCAGCUCCACUCCUUCGCCAUCGGUCUCCCCGGUGCCCCCGACCUUGUCGCCGCCCGCAAGGCGGCCGACAUGCUCGGCACUAUCCACCACGAGUACACCUUCACCGUCCAGGAGGGUCUCGACGCCAUCCCCGAGGUUAUCCACCACCUCGAGACUUACGACGUCACGACCGUCCGUGCCUCUACGCCGAUGUACCUCCUCUCGCGUAAGAUUAAGGCCAUGGGUGUCAAGAUGGUCCUGUCUGGUGAGGGAAGUGACGAGAUCUUCGGUGGAUACCUCUACUUCCACGCUGCCCCCAACGCCGAGGACUUCCACGAGGAGUGCGUCAAGCGUGUCAAGAACCUCCACACUGCCGACUGCCUGCGUGCCAACAAGUCGACGAUGGCUUGGGGUCUCGAGGCUCGUGUGCCGUUCCUGGACAAGAAGUUCCUCGAGGUCGCCAUGAACGUCGACCCUGCCGCCAAGAUGUUCUCCAAGGGAUCUUCGCAGACCAAGGACGCCGACGGACGCCCGCACAUGGAGAAGUACAUCCUCCGCAAGGCCUUCGACUGCGCCCCCGAGGGCAAGCCGUACCUCCCCGAGUCGAUUCUGUGGCGCCAGAAGGAGCAGUUCUCGGACGGUGUCGGCUACUCGUGGAUCGACGGUAUGAAGGACCACGCCGCCGAGGUCGUUUCGGACGAGCAGAUGGCCAAGGCUGCCGAGCGCUGGCCCAUCUCCACCCCCGACACCAAGGAGGCGUACUGGAUCCGCGACAUCUUCGAGGGCCAGUUCCCCUCUGACGCCGCCGCCCAGACCGCCGUCCGCUGGAUCCCCAAGUCCGAGUGGGGUGUCUCGUCUGACCCCUCCGGACGCGCUGUCGCCAUCCACAACGCCGCCCUCGACGACGCCCCCAAGGUCAACGGCGCCUAA